This is a messenger RNA of Trichoderma harzianum CBS 226.95, 1752 nucleotides long. RefSeq lists its product as hypothetical. The transcript is spliced from 3 exons. NCBI's taxonomy places the organism in Eukaryota, Fungi, Ascomycota, Sordariomycetes, Hypocreales, Hypocreaceae. The record is from RefSeq and is a predicted model, not a curated record. Bases 1 to 1752 code for a protein of 583 amino acids.
AUGGCAGAACUCCUUCAAUAUACCCAGGAAUGGCACCAACAACAACAGGAUAUUCACCCCAGUGACUACAUCGAGGAGACUGCCGAACAUAAUGAGAUUGCCGAACUCUCCUCAAGCUUAUUGGCACUCUUUAAAGAAGUCGUCCUCGUAUUAUCGAGGCAAACAGGGAUCCCUAGAGAUGCUCGGAUAAGCAUUGAACGCAGCUGCAGUGCUCUGAUUCUGUGGUCAGAUGGCUUUGGAAUCACCCAGGGCCGUCUGAAUGACACGUUCAACAAGUCACGCAAACUCCGUUAUACAGCUCUCAAGAAUUUAGUGCAUAUUGGACGUGUGCUUAUCGAACGCUUAGUACCUGCGGUGGAUAUAUCAUCAGAAAAAUUACAAGCACUGUGUUCCAGUGCCGAGUUAAAUAUUGAAGCAGCAGCGGGUCUCGUAACUGAAGAAUCCUGCCGACAAAGUGAUGAUUCUUCCAGUGAUGCAGCCUCUAAUUUCUCAGACGAUGAUAUUUAUGAGAUUGCAGAGGACCUCAAGACCGAUACUCUCGUCCUAUCUGGUCUGGAUCCUUUGCUGAAGUACCCAAUAUUCGACGCUCAGCAUGAACAUAUCAUCGAAAGCCAUGCUCUCUCUACCUGGGGUCCGGAGAAGAGCUAUUCCGAUAAAAUUGGGAACAGAUUCCCUCGCGCAGAUGUUUCCCUUACACUAUAUCUCGGUAGAGCUAACUAUGAACGCUUUCUGCGGUGCCAAGAAGCAAGAGAAUAUCAGGAGGAAGAAGAGCCCCUGCCUAUGGUCAAUCAAGAAGCGGGAACCCAUGCAGGGACAAUAAUCGCCAACACUAAAUUCCAUGAUUCCGGUGUCGGUACAUCCAUAGGAUUGACUAUGUCUUACGCAGAAACCACAAUGAGUUACAAUCACGACGGCCAGUCCGUACGCAUUCCACCACUCCCGAAAGAAGCCAAGGCAGGCUCGCCUUUUACUUGCAUUGCCUGUGGCCGUACGGUAAUCAUCACCAACAACUCCGCAUGGAAACAGCAUAUAUACCUUGAUCUUCAACCUUACAUGUGCUUAGAUCUAUCAUGCCCCUAUAGCAGCAGUACCUUUGAAAGUCGCGAUAAGUGGAUUUCUCACUUGGCGCUAGACCACGAGAUGGAGCCCAAAUGGGCAUCUGCCGAGUGUCCUCUUUGCAGAGAAGAAACAGGCAAUGGAAAGAUUGCUAUUACGAAGCAUCUUUCUAAACAUCUAGAAGAGGUUUCUCUAUCAGCUCUACCCGUUGAAGUCGACUCGGACGCAGAGUCCGAGAAUAGCCCCGAGUCCAGCGAUGCCGGUUCCUCUCUCAAUGAGGGAGUUUUUGGUGGAGCCUUUGGUGGCAUUGAUGAGAAUGGAGAGACACUUUCUGUUGAAUUUGAAACAGAGUUGGCCUCCAAGGUCUUUUCCAAUCUAGUGGACAAACUCAAGGCCGAAAGGAAUCACAAUGCCCAAUCUGAGGCAAAAGGAGGGGCGUUGCAAAAGGCUGCUGAUAUUCUGGCUGCUUCAGAGGCAGAAAAUAUGGCUGCACAAUUGAAGAGGACUCAAGAGAAUAUUGAAGAAAUGUUCAGGAAAAAAGAAGGGACUUCUAAAAUGGCAAAACUAUUAUCUCCGAUCAAGUUUACAGAUGCCGUUGGUCGAAGGUUUAACUUUCCCGUUCAUUUAUGCUAUACUUGGCAGGUAGGUUCUCUUGCCCCCCACCCCCAACAUUCUGCAAUCAUCUCUCAAGUAUAA